GCGUUUCUGUGCUUUGUCCUGGAUUCCAGUCCAGCCUUUCUUUCUUUACCCAGUGCAUUUUCUCAUUGUUUUCCACAAAAAAAUUUAAUGCUCGAUUCUUUGACACCGUCUUUUUUUACCAACGACUGAUGGAACUGUAAGAGAAGGAUUGCUAUCGAUCUGGUCUUGAUCAUUUGUGGGCGUGUUUGAGAGACCGGCUGGUGUGUGCUGAGCCUGCCAGCGCCCUGCUCCAUGCCCGCAGGGCACGCCCCCGCGACGCUGCCCCCCCAGCCCCACGCGGACACGGAGAGAGGGCCCGAGCACUUUUCCUGAGGAGAGGUUUUACGCUGGAAUGCCUGUGACAGAAUGAAGCCGCUGAGUCGUGAGCCACACCCGUACGCCUGGAGGGGGCGUGUCCAGAUGCUGCGCGUUUCUCGGAGAGCACCGUCCUGUUUCUUAGCCCCGCCUCCCAGCACCCUCCCGCCCCACUGACGUUCAGCCCUCAGUGGUGCCCUGCCCUGUGCAGGCCUUGGUAACAGGCCUGUGUGGGUAUGGUGUUGGCGGAUUUGGUGGGCAGCUGUGGGGAUGGAUGGGCACCUGAGGUAGAGAAGGGGGGGCAGAAUUCUAGCAUGGUGAGCGUACCCAGGUGUGUCAAUGAAGAAACGUCUCCCCGAUUUGUUGACAUGAAAGUUGACUCUUUCUGGAACGUGCUGCCUGUGGCCAGGGGUAGCUCCCGUGUUUGUUUGCACUUUAAAUUUCUUGUUUGACUUGACCUGGUAGCACACAGAACAAAAAAAAACGCCCUUGUGCAGUCAACUGGAAGUGGACGGGAAAAUGCGACACAUCCAUGUGGAAAUCGCGCGCAAGGAGGCCCCCGUGGAGCUUCCGGACCAUGGCGGGGACCUCCCGCCCCCCAGCGCCCAGACGGGUGCGAGGCCAGGCCUCCUCAGACCCUAUGGCCAGGAGGAGAUCAGGCUGCAGAAGGUCUAUCAGCUGUCCAUCUUCUCCCAGCUGGGGGGGUUGACCGAGACUUUGGGCGGGCAGAGAUUGGCGCGGCCUGGAUUGAAGAGGGCCCUGGAGGACUGGUCAUCGGGCGCCAAACGCCCCCAUCUGGGGGGGGACCCCAGGCAGGCCCCCCCGGAGGUCCCGGUUGAGGGCGGCUCCGAGCAGAUCUUCUCGGAUAGUGGCCCUCGUGCAGUCGGGCAUGGGGGGGGCAUGCCUGAUCAGGACCCCAGCUGCCAGGUGGCUGCCGUCCCCCUUCCCCUCGCCCGACACCCCUCCCAGCACAACAGGCCAAUCCCCGGCCCUGAGGCCCCCCUCUCCCCCAAACCCCAGCCCCAGGACUCCACCCCAGUCUGGAACCCCACCCCCUCAGCAACCCUCCCGAGGACUGAGCCACUAUCAGCAAACGGUGCUUCGGACUGCACCCCAGCCAAACGGGCCAGGGACCACUUUACCAACGGAGGCGGGCCAGAUCCACAGGCCAUUGAACCAACACUGUGUGACCUCGAGGCGUCGGGGGACACUGAUUGGCCCGUCCAGGAAAGGGGUGGAGAGACAGCGAGGAGCAGCAAAUCAUCUCCUCCGGAGGCCGGCCAUCCGCAGACCACAUCCACGAAUGGCCUGGCCUCUCCGGAGAAGACCCCUGCUGUGUCCCGGGACGUGACCUCAGGGCCCUCCUCGGGCCCCUGUCCCGCCAAGCGGAGGCUGCUGUCCUCCAGCGACGCGGGGGAGUCCUGCUCGGAGGACGAGGGGCCCUCCACCUCCAAGAGGAGCCGGCUGGCGCUGCUGGCCCCCGGCCUGGGGCUCGGAGCCUGCCGCAGCACGGACGCCAAGGGCGCCCCCUUCUGGAACCACCUCCUCCCCUCUGCCCGGGAGCGGCCCAAGAGCGCAGCUGACUGCUCCAGAGUGGGAAGGAGGCUGAAGAGUGGGCUUCGACUGAAAUCGCGUCAGCUGCGUAGUGGCCGCCGAUCAGAGACUUUUUGCUCAGCCUCCAUAAGCCGCUCCCUGCUGGGGAACUUUGAGGAGUCCAUGCUCAAGGGCCGCUUCCCUCCGUCGGGCCGGAUCGACGGGUUCACGGCCGAAAUCGGGGCCAGCGGCUCCUACUGCCCCCAGCACGCCACCCUGCCCGUCCAGGUCUCCUACUACGACAUCUCCGAGCACAGCGCCCCUUCGCCCUUCCUGGGGGUAAUCUGCCUGGAGCCACUGGGAAAGAAGGGGUACAGUGUACCUAAAGCAGGGACCAUCCAAGUGACCUUAUUCAAUCCCAACAAAACUGUGGUGAAGAUGUUCCUGGUGACCUACAACUUUGAGGACAUGCCCGUCAAUCACGUGACCUUCCUGCGUCAUCGAAUCUUCCUGGUGCCCGUUGGGGAGGUGGAAGGGGAGAGGCAGGGGGAGGGGCCAGAAGACAGGGCCACAGACAGGAAGAAAAUUCUCUGCUACCUGAUACACCUCAGAUUCCAGAGCUCCAAAUCUGGAAAAAUCUACUUGCACAAUGAUAUCCGGCUGCUAUUCUCCCGAAAAUCCAUUGAGGUGGACACGGGGAUCCCCUAUGAGCUGAAAUCCUACACCGAGGUGCCAAGAAACCCCAAAUACUCCCCCCGAGUCUGAUGCUCUCUUCGCACGAUGCCCCCUGGUGGUCAAACCCCAUGGUGGGUACAGGUAACAGACUGCUCAAACCAGAGGAAGUGAAACCAAGGACAAAACGAAAAAUGUGAAACGGGACUGUUUAUAAAUUCAGGGUCAACUUGCAUGCCUUGUGACGACAAAAAAAGAAGAAAAAAAUAGUUCUCUUCUAGUGCUGUGUUUCACGUAAAACUCUACCCUUCGUUCUGUCUGUGCAACUCCACCCAGCCCCAGUGGACCAAUUCCACGUCUACAGCAUACAUCGAUGACCAAUGACAGAGCUUCUCUCAUCUCCCAUUGAUCUACCUGUGGGAGAAUUGCAAACAUAUUUAUGACAAGGAAACUGAAGUAGAAAAAUCUUCCCAAUUGCUAACAAGUUGUCAGCCAGGCAACUUCACUGUUGUACAAGUGUGUGUAUCACCAAAUGUUUGGUGUGUGUGAGGAUGGGGAGAUCUCUCCCCUGAUCAUACGAAUGAGGAUGAGGGUCAGAGUUCGAAUACACAGUUAUGUCACCUUCUUUGGGCUUACAGAAGAUUCCGGAUAGAGCGAGGUCAUGGAUGAACAUGUUGCUCCACCUGACUGUCUCGACAGACUGAACCACUGUUUAUAUAAGGAGAGGGUGGAGAGAGGCGGGGUGGAACGGACCACUCGUACCCCUGGGUAGCCAUCUGCAAUCUCUUGCCCUCACCCAUCGCCAUGGCGCCAACAGGCUGAAGAGCACUCGUGAACAGAGCGUCGUAUUACCGCUCAGAGUUUAAGGGGGAAACGGUGGUCGUGUUUAAUUUAUUUGCAGAUGUCUUAAAGCAAUAUGCUGCGGUUAGUGCGAUUUAUUUUAGCUCCACUCCAGCUUUGUUCCACCAGUGAUGUUGUGAGGGAGGGAGAGAGGGAGGUGGGGAUUGGGGGGGGGGGGAGGAGGUGGUAGUUGGGGUAUUUAAUAAGAUAAGCAUAUGUAUAUUAAAAGCAAAAACUCAAUGGCUCACAAGUAACACAGGUGACUGGCAACUGCUGAAAUAUCAGCAUACAGUCUUCACACUAAUUCCUUUUAACUUGAUUAUCUUUAUGUUUUCUUUAUACAUACGUGGAAUCAUGUAAGGAAGAAACGUCAGGUUUUCACAGGCCUUUCAAAUUGCGUAUUUGCAGAAUUCCGAAAUUCAGGAACUUAAAUCAAUCACUUGGGUUGCCGAGACGAGAUUUCAAACUGAACACGCCAGCCUUGGGAACUAUCGGGAACAGCUGCCAUGAAAGAACCUUUCCCCAGACAGAAAGAACCUC
Messenger RNA from Anguilla anguilla (European eel), 3879 nucleotides. RefSeq names its product protein FAM214B (gene atosb). The transcript has 11 exons. The record is from RefSeq and is a predicted model, not a curated record. Bases 814 to 2592 code for a protein of 592 amino acids. NCBI's taxonomy places the organism in Eukaryota, Metazoa, Chordata, Actinopteri, Anguilliformes, Anguillidae.